AUGAUCGGCGUCUCCAUGUACUCAAUACAGCCUUUGUGGUUGGUGUUAGGUGUGCUAUCAUCACCAGCGGUCGCACAAGGUAUACUUAAUAGUGUCGACAGCCAAGAUGGAGAUGGCGAAUCAGAGUCAUCUUCAACGACGCAAAAUGUUUCCUCUAAGGGAAUGAUUAUUUUGUGCACCAUCGUGGCAUUGGUGUUGGUUAUCGGUGUAUUAUUCACCGUUGUGUUCAUUACUGUAAAGAAGAGGAGCUCGAAGACACCAAAGACAUCCUCCUUACCAGAUGAAGCAGCCACAGAAAUCACGGAAAGAUCGUUGAGUGGCAAUACACCGACUGAAAGGGACGGAUCUAGAUCCGAUACUCUGAAACACCAAGAGAUUCAACCAGAUAUAGAGAAGAAUGCUGGCGUUGAUCCAAGCCGACCGCACAGAAAUGCUUGGAUGAAGCAAAGAGGAUGGGGAUCCUACUUUUCUUUCGGGCGCGCAUAAAAUCGUCUCACAGCCACAGCACCUCGAUCAACUCCGAUAAUUCGAGCGACCCAGUCAACAAACAUUUGAUUAAGAGCAGCUCAACGUGAUGGCUUUCUUUCCAGUUAUUGUAUUUUUCAUAUUCUUUCUUAUCGUGCCAUCAUCCCUCCAUCCCCCACCCCUUGAUGUACAUUUGGAGAAU
Messenger RNA from Aspergillus costaricaensis CBS 115574, 667 nucleotides. RefSeq lists its product as uncharacterized. The coding region runs from base 1 to 486 and encodes 161 amino acids. The transcript has 2 exons. The record is from RefSeq and is a predicted model, not a curated record. NCBI's taxonomy places the organism in Eukaryota, Fungi, Ascomycota, Eurotiomycetes, Eurotiales, Aspergillaceae.